GUGACACCAUGCAGCUCGACUGCGCCAUCCAUUCAAAGUUCAUUUCGGGCUGAACGUUACCGGAUGCUCUCGGUACGCUACCCGGAAAAACAGCUGUUCUCAGUAGACGUUCGAAUUUUCUUGUAGCGGUUUCGAGCGCAUCAGGUGGACGAGCGUCGAGAACGGUGGAUGAAAGUCCCAACGAGUUCCAUCGAUUGCCCUGUUCGAUAAAGGAUCGUCGAGAAUGAGCAAGGAAACAGUGAAAUCCGCUGAGAGGAUCGUACAGUACAUUUUAGUGCGUUCAGACCUUUUCACCAAGCUCAAGUGGCCGAAGGGUGCCGUCAUGGCCCAGGCAUGCCAUGCUUCCAACGCAGUUCUUCACAUGUUCAGAGACGAUACACACGUCAAGGAGUACCUCAGUGAUGUAGACAAUAUGACGACCGUGAUUCUUGGCGGCGAAAGCGAAAGCGCUCUCCUGGAGCUUCAGACUCGUCUACAGGGUGUCAUCGACCACAAGCUGUGGAUCGAACAACCGGAGGGCAUUGUGACGGCUCUGGCCACGAAACCGUAUCCGAAAUCCAUCGUGGCUCCUUACUUCACUCCCUUCAAAACUUUGAAAUGAUUCGUGACAUCCUUUUCGACUCGAUCGACGUCUCGCCGCUGUAGAUACCAGAACUCUGAGCUCUCGCGAGACCCUCUCCGACUGCACCGCAAUAUUCAGACUCGAAGAAGAAAUCUGAUCUGAUCUUUGAUGCCGACGGCACGGCGUCCUGAAGAGCAGCUGGAGUUGCUGAGGGCGUGUAGAGAUCGCGAUGAAGGAAAUGACCUGUGUACGAAUAAAGCUUCGAAAAU
Molecule: messenger RNA, 831 nt
Organism: Galendromus occidentalis (western predatory mite)
Lineage: Eukaryota; Metazoa; Arthropoda; Arachnida; Mesostigmata; Phytoseiidae
Product: putative peptidyl-tRNA hydrolase PTRHD1
Exons: 3
Coding region: 224-601 (125 amino acids)
Molecular function (GO): peptidyl-tRNA hydrolase activity
Source: RefSeq, a predicted model, not a curated record